UUAGUUGUCAUAUAUAUUAUCUUAUUGAAAUUUUAGUUAUAAUAACUUAUUUAAGACACUUCCACAUAUACUUAACAUACACACACAAAACACUUUAAUUAAAACAUGUUCAAGAGGUUACACAAAGGACACUUUAUAGAUCGAAAUGCGGACAUACCAGCAGGACCGCCCAUCAAGGAUAAGGAGAUCCUACGUAAUUCCCUGGAAUUUGCUCAUCCAGAGGAGCUAGCCGAGGGCUUACUGCGAGCCAAUAAAUGCAGACAGAGUAAAGCCAAGUACUCCUAUCUCAGGGAAGGAGGACCUAUUAUGCCGAACGAUAGUCUAGGGGAUUUGCUCACCGUUGAUCUGCAAAAGUCGCGUUUUGUGUCCUUCAAGGAGCGUUUCUACGAGGAGUUGUUCUUCAAAAGGGCCAAUGUGGGUGAAAUUAAGCCAGCCCACACCAAGCCGGACAGCGUGACCAAUACGAGUCGAACUUUUGGACGGCCAUCCAGUCUAACCCCCCAUGAAUCCCUGUAUUCAAUGAUAAUGCCUCUCAAGUCACGGGAGCAGGUUAAUUCAGAGUACACAGAGUUUCAUGAGAAGCGGAUAGUCAGUCAUAAUCAUUAUUUUCCCGAAGAGCCAAUUAAUCGCAAAUAUACCCAUCCCUUUGAUCGGAAUAAUCCUUGUGGAGAAAACAAAACGCUUGGUGACUCUGGACUUAAGGUGAAAAGCUGCCUAAUGGAGGGUGAGAAUCAUGUCAAAGUUAUUGGCAAGGCUCAGGUGGAUUUUAUGGAACGCACCGAGGCUCCUCUGGGAAAGAAAUUUAAAAAGUAUCUUUAUGAGGUUCCCGAUAUGACCUUUGGUGUGACCCAGCCCAGCAAUGGUGAUGUCAAGACGAUUCUCUAUAAUAUUGUUUCGGACCCAAGAACCCAGCUCCUGAUGGAUGCCAUCAGUCACCUGAAUAUGUUGCGUUUACAUAUUCGAAAACGUGAUGAUAUUCAUCUUCAUCAUUUGAUCUCUGUAAUGGAAAGAAGUGAUCCAGAGGAAACAGGUCUUGUGGCACUCACUCGAGUCCUGGAAAUCCUGCAUAGAUACCGCAUUCCCAUGCAGACUCAAAUGAUUCGAAUUGUUAUGUCUCAUUAUCAGAUAAUUGUAGAUGAAGGACUUUGCAACGAAAGGGUGAAGUACCGGGAGUUUUGUAAGCUUCUUUCCAGUAAUGAGCCACUUCCUUCCAUGGGAGGUGUGGCAACUUAUGCGGAUCUAGAUUCCCAGGAUACCACCUACAGGCUGUUCUGUGCCGAUCUUCAGAAGCAGACCAAUGUGGCUAAGGUUACGAGAGAGCCACAGGUCGAAAAGGAUGAAAUUGGAAUAAAGGAACUCCUUGAACCGGAACUCAACCCGAUGGAUGGCCUAGAAGCCAGUGAUUUUACCUUAUUACGUCCCAAGGUGGAAAUUGAACAAAUCUUUGGAAAACUAAUUGCCAAGGAUGAACUGGAGGUGAUUUGGCAGAGAUUGAUGGUCAAUUUUCAGGAUCAGAAAGGAUUAGUAUCCGUCACUCAGUUUUAUGAAGAAAUGAAGAAAGCAAAGUAAAAUUUACAUGAACUGCAAAGAAAUUAUA
This is a messenger RNA of Drosophila serrata, 1597 nucleotides long. Its product is annotated as EF-hand domain-containing family member B. The record is from RefSeq and is a predicted model, not a curated record. NCBI's taxonomy places the organism in Eukaryota, Metazoa, Arthropoda, Insecta, Diptera, Drosophilidae.